Molecule: messenger RNA, 2048 nt
Organism: Rosa chinensis
Lineage: Eukaryota; Viridiplantae; Streptophyta; Magnoliopsida; Rosales; Rosaceae
Product: fe-S cluster assembly factor HCF101, chloroplastic-like
Exons: 10
Coding region: 1310-1801 (163 amino acids)
Biological process (GO): iron-sulfur cluster assembly
Cellular component (GO): chloroplast stroma
Molecular function (GO): 4 iron, 4 sulfur cluster binding; ATP binding
Source: RefSeq, a predicted model, not a curated record
CACUUUGACUACGAUUGACACCGGCACCUCCUUCGACGCUCUCUGACCUGAGCUCAUUCUCUCUCACUCUUGCCUCCUUCCUCUCAUGCUCUAUUUCCAUGGCUACUGUCUCUCCCUCAUUAACCACCUCCGUCCCCUCACCGGCGCCAUCGCCUCUGCGGGCAAGCUCUCUCCUGCCGCAAGCUGGUGUUUCUCGUCCAACAGAAGGCAGAGUGGCGGGAGAGGAAACGCGCCCGACGCAGGAAGCGACGGGAAUCAGGAUCCGACGGUGAAACCGAGUCGAGGUCCGAGAAGAAGAGAAUCAGAAGAAAGAGAGGAAAAUGGAGAGAGAAGAAGACGACCCAGUGAGCGAGGUUCUCAGAGAUCGAUUCAGCUCUCCACCAUCUCUAUCGUUGAUGCCGAAGGUACUAAAAUCUUCACACUCAUUAAUUCGACGGCUUUUGAUUUCGUUUCUGGUUUUUUUCUCAGUUUUCAAUUAUAGUUCUCCAAGCAGCGAAGAGAAGGGGCAUGGAGAUAUCAGAACCCGUGGUGGCUUGCAUUUCCGACUUGACCUUCAAAUUAAUUUACUGGUAGUUGUUGGGGUUUCUUUGGGCACCCAAAAUAUAAUGGUGCAAGGUUUGCUGCUUGUAUAAUAUUCGUGGGACUGAUGUUGAUUACGGUCCAGUUGUUCAUGCCUUUGCGAUAGUUACUCUGAACUCAGCUUUCUUCUAUGUAGACAAAAGGAAGGUUGAAUCUGAGGUCAGUUGACUCAUAUGUAUCUAUUUUUAUCAUCUUCUCAGGCAAUAUUCAUAUGGUGGUGAAUACUGGUUUUCAGUUUGAACUUAUCAAGACUCUGAAUGCACAAAACAGGUCGCCCUGUACUUGUUGGCACAACUAGUGUUGAGCAGAGUGAUUCAUUGUCUGAGCAUUUGCAAGAAGUUGGCAUUCCCCAUGAGGUUCACAACUAGAGCAGGAGAGAGACCUGGAGGGUGCAGCAGCUAAACAUAAGAGAAAGCAGGCUUCAUCAAACUUUGAACAGACCUCUAGUAUAGAUGGUUCAAAUGUUGACCAUGAGAGAGACCUGGAAGAUGCAAAGGAUAGAUCUAAGAGAAAGAAGGUUCCUACAAUUCAUGACUGCAAGCAGUCUCCUUGCAUUCCAUCUGGUUCAGUCUCGCUUUCUCAAGGAUCUCUCACAAUUUGAACUCCAAUUUCCCGAUCGGGUUCAGUGAGGGUGAAUGGGAAAGAGAUAAGUUACAGUGAGUUUUUGGAGAGGUACAUGAGCUACCACCCCUCAAAAGCUAGCGUUUAUUGAUGUCGCAAAAGGAGUCGCAUGUUUUCAAAGUUGAAGGCAGAAACCUUGAUUACAUUUAUCUGGCAGCUAUCUGCGUCUGGAUAUAGUGGAGUACCUGAAGUGGUAGCUGAUCCUCUAGGUGAAGUUUCGAGGACAUUUCAGGAGCUUGGAAUAUGUGUUGUGCAACAAUGUGCUAAGAUUCGCCAACAAGUCUCAACAGCAGUGACCUAUGAUAAAUCUAUCAAGGCAAUAAGAGUGAGGGUACCAGAUUCAGAUGAUGAAUUUCUUCUCCAUCCUGCAACUGUGAGACGGAAUGACCGCUCUGCCCAAAGUGUGGAUGAGCGGAUAGGGGAGCAAAAAUUGAAGUAUAAUGAUGGUCCAGAAAAUAUUGAACCUGAAGAAAUUCGGCCCAUGGAAAAUUAUGCCAUGUCAAUAACAUGGCCAGACGGAUUUAGUCGGUUGGCGGUAGAGGCUCAUAAAGGAUAUACCCAACAACAAUUUGACGAGGUGUGCAUUGAAGUGGCCGACUAACAGACUUUGCUGUAGAUUCUGACUACUUUCAUGAUUUUGAGUAAGGCUAGUUAGCUUUUGUUUAACAUUUUUGUAGUAGAUGAAAUGAAUGCAGCAAUUAUGAACAAAAAUGUAAUAGUAAUUGCUUGCCUAGCCUUGUAGUAGGUUAAUUGGGGUUUUUGUUUUGCCUAUUUUGUGAACUGUCAAUGAUGAUGAUUUUGGACAAAAUACCCCAAUAUAUAUUGAAAUCACUUUGGUCAACUGUGGA